Messenger RNA from Rotaria sordida, 1329 nucleotides. NCBI's taxonomy places the organism in Eukaryota, Metazoa, Rotifera, Eurotatoria, Philodinida, Philodinidae. The record is from the annotation of a GenBank genome assembly.
AUGUAUUCCAUUGAUUUGUACAAUUCAUCAUCAUUAACAAGAUUGACGAACAAUGAAGGAAUCGAACAUAAUCUACGGCUAUCAAGUGAUGAGAAACAUAUAUUUUUUCAAGUUUUUCCGAUUACAUCAAGGAAUAGAAAAUUCAAUAAUACACAACCACGAUUAUGCUCAAUUGAUUUAACAAAUGGACAGAUUCAAAAUUGGGGAAAAGGUUUCGAAGGAACUGUUAAUGAUUAUGCUAUUAGAUCUGAAGGUGGUGUUUUUAUAUUGGGACAAUUGGGAACUAAUGUGCAAAUAUACACGCAGCAAUCACCAUUGAAAUAUUUGUUUUUGGAACGUAGUUGGAAUGGAACUUAUCGAUCGAUCUCUUCAUCAACCUCAAAACGAUACUCAUCACUUGCUUUUCUUUAUUCAUCUUUUGAUCGACCAGAAGAAGUUUAUUUUAUUGAUCAUAUCGAUGAACUUCGUUCGGCAAAAGCAAUUACUAAUGAAAAUCAAUUGUUAACAAAAAGAAAUCUACCACGAGCUAAAUUGUACAAAUGGAUAAGUAAUGAUGAUGAUCGUAUGAUUGAAGGCAUUUUACAUUAUCCACCAGGAAAAUUCGAACGUAAAAAUUUGCCUCUUCUCGCUCUCAUUCAUGGGGGUCCUAUUGAUGCCAAUUUAAAUUCUUUUUAUCCAGACUGGUACAGUUGGGCACCAUUAGCUGCUACAGAAGGCUGGUUAGUAUUUGAACCGAACUAUCGAGGUUCGACCGGUUAUGGUGAUCAGUUUCUCAAUGAUAUUACUUUUCAACCGUUGUCUCGACCAGGAAAAGAUAUCCUUGCUGGUGUCGAAUAUCUUGUUAAGGAUGGCAUUGCUGACCCGUCUCGACUUACCAUUGGAGGUUAUAGUUAUGGAGGAUUUCUCACGAAUUGGUUGAUUACACAAACAACACGUUUCAAUGCUGCCCUAUCUGGUGCAGGAGGAGUUGAGCAUGUUUCUGGUUGGGGUACCACAGAUUUUCCUAUAUAUGUCAAUACUCUAUUCGGUGGAUUUCCAUGGGAAAUACCACAAAUUUAUGCCAAAGAAUCAAUUAUGAAUCAGUUAGAUAAGGUGCAUACACCUACACACAUUGUCACUGGCGUAAAUGACAUUCGAAUUCCGCCAGAUCAAAGUUUUAUUUUAGAACGUAGCUUAAAUUAUCUAGGAGUACCGGUUAAAUUAUUACUUUUUCCAAAUGAAGGCAACUCGCUGAACAAUAACCCUUGGCAUGGAAAAAUUAAAGUUCGAGAAGAACUCAAAUGGUUAGAAAAAUAUGGUCAUAUGUCUCAGGUUACAACAACAAACUAG